Messenger RNA from Styela clava, 3084 nucleotides. RefSeq names its product F-box only protein 41-like. Gene Ontology annotation, molecular function: protein binding. The record is from RefSeq and is a predicted model, not a curated record. Gene Ontology annotation, biological process: regulation of DNA strand resection involved in replication fork processing; telomere maintenance; regulation of double-strand break repair via homologous recombination. NCBI's taxonomy places the organism in Eukaryota, Metazoa, Chordata, Ascidiacea, Stolidobranchia, Styelidae.
CUGUAAGGUUUACCUACAUGAAUAAGAGAAACGGAAUUGUGACUCGGAUGUGCGUUCAAACAAGCAUGGCACUACUACAAGCAACACUUAAGUAGGGCUAGGUUGGUUUUUAAUGCUUCUAUUUACGCUAAGGAGAAGAUUUUUCGUAGUUGUUAUUGCAGAUGUUUAAAAGGAUUUAUAAUUUAUGGGCAUGCUGAUUCGGCAUGCUUCCAAUUUGUAAUUCGUAACACUUCCAAAAAGCUUGCCUUGUCCAUUCUCCAGGGUAUUUCUUUACUUCAUAUUGAAACUUCAACGUCUCUAAGCCUUUGAUUGGUAGCUUUGAUUUUGAUCGUAGAGAUAUUUCUUCGCCAUCUCCAUAAUUACUCGGUCGCUGCUUUUCAUGGGUGUGACUACAUUACAACGGAGAUUAUUUUUAUAAAAAUCCAGCAAAAGGACGGGUUUCGGCUGGUAAUUUAUCUUAUCAACAUUUUUUGUUUCAAACUAUAUUCUAUAUGACACCCACCAGUUAGUUUACGAGGAAUGACUGAUUUGGAUAAGGCUCCCUAUCGCUGUCAAAAUUGUAAAGAGUUAGACAAAAGAUUCAAAAGUUUGGUUGGUCUUCGUUUGCACGCAGCCAUCGCUCAUUCUGAAUUGGAUGACUCGUAUCCUGACCCAAGGACAAAACUGAAAGAUUUAUAUAUUCCUGGACAAACGGAGGAGAUAUUACUUCUGGACACCGCGCAGAAAAGUAGAAGUGUGAUGAUGGAGUCGAAUGUUCUUAAUGACAUUCCAAGCUCGAUAGACAAAAUAUUCGAGAAGUACAAUAAGAAAGCAGAAAUGCUGUUGCAGAAAUAUGACAGAAAUUUUUCUGAAAUUGAAGAAGAGUUGCGACUAUCAGGAAAAUUGAGACUGAUUCGGAAACAGAAAGAAAGAUUGCGAGCGAACUCAAGCAAAUGGAAUGAAUUCAAAAGAAUUCGAAAUCCAGUUCAUAAGGAAGAACAAUAUGAAGUUUUAAGGUCAGAUUCUGACAAUGAGCAGAAAAAAGACAAAUUCACAGAAAAGGAAUCGAAACAUAUCCAGACAUCUAUCAAUAAUUCAUCUGCAAUUCAAGAGACAGAAACACGAAGGAAACUUGACUUGAGCAUCCAUCUUGCAGCUAAAUAUAAAGAACAGGCAGUAAACUUGGAAAGAAAACUUCAUGAAGUUUCAAGAUCUGAAAAUGAAAUGCGUAACUAUUUGCAUCAAGCGGCACAGCAAGAAGCUGUUGCAAAACAAAGGCUCGAAGAUUUCAUUACCGGAUUAUUAGAACGAGCAGAAACAGCUGAAGAGAAACUGAAGGUUUACAAAAAUCAAUUGAAGAACUCUACACAACGACCCAGACAGUCGAGACUUGAUUCUUCAUCACCCGCAUCCACGAAUGUUAAUACAUACUUGAAACCACCGCAACCAAGACCUUAUUCCUCAUCUGCACCUACUACACCACAACAACCUGCCCGAAGAGUGAGUCGACUACAGGCAAAUUCAAAUGAUAAUUAUGUGGCACAAUUUUUGGAACCUCCAAGUAGUCAAGAGCUUCCUAGAAGAUGGAAUAAAAGAAAAGAUAACACUGUUGAUCAACUUCCAGGCAUAGAUCUCGCAAAUGUGAUUGAGAAAUCAACUAUAUGGCCAUUUGCUAACACACAUACCCCAUACCAGACUUCAAGCUCUGAAAGAUCGACAGCAAUUGGUCACUCUCCAACUUCUACAAUUCAACAUUUUGACAGCGAUGAUGCCAUUCGUCGCCGCAUUGUUCUUUUUUGUGUAUUUGCAUAUCUUGACACUGAGUCAUUAUUACGAUGUUCCAUUGUUUGUCGGGAAUGGAGAGAUGUCAGCAAACAUCCCAAACUUUGGACGAGGGUUAGCUUGGAUGCAAAACAAAUAUCCUCACAGUUUCUAUCUACAUUGUCAGCUUGGUGUAAAGAAACAUGUUAUAUAAGUUUAAGUAAUAUCGAAGGGAGGAAACGGUAUCUUGGAGAAACUUCAAAGGAUUACAAGGUUGCAACUGCAGGGAGCUUAGAAGAUGGCAUGGAAUGUCUUCUGCAAGCUUGUGGUAAUAAUUUGUUGGUUUUGUCUAUCAGCAAAUGUGACCCAUUCUUGACAAGACGUGUCUUGUGGAUGGCAAGCUGUUAUAACAGAGAGUUGAGAAGUAUCACGUUCAGAAGUUGUGAACCACUCAAUCAGGAAGUCACAUGGUCAUUGGGAGCUGGCUGUAGGAAACUGCUAUCUCUGGAUGUUGCUCCAUUGAAAUCAUGUAAAAGUCCGCAAAUCUUCAACAACAAGGUUUUACAAAUGAUAUCAUGGUGUUGGCCAACCUUGCGUGGAUUAAGCAUUGGUGGAAGAUGUAUUGACAAAAAAGGAUUGUUAUCAAUAGCCACAAGUUGCCAAAAUCUUCAAGUUUUAGAACUGAUGUACAUGGAUGAAAUAUCAGAAGAUCUUGCCAAGGAGUUAGUUAAGCAUGGAUUUGGAUCUUUAAGAUCAUUGAUGCUUACACACACACCGAUAAGAACAAGAGCACUCGCUUGUCUUCUGCGACUAUCUUCUGAACAAAAUUUGGAUAGUUUGAGAGUUCAUCUUUCGUUUUCUGAUUAUUGCCCAACUAAGAGCAGUCGACCGAUGGUUAUACUCAACGACGAUAUGGAUAGAUCAGAAUUGUUUCAAGCAUUCAAUUCAGUGAUGCAAAGUUUAAUGAGACUACAGAAGAAGAAUUCCAAUGUCUUGCAAGUUAUUUGUACAGCUUGAAUGGAAAAAUGGCUCUUUAUAAGAUGCUCUUCUUAGAAAUCCUAAGCGUGGUGGAGUACCUGGCAAUCUUUUAUCUGAUAUUAGUUUUUAGCUCUUAUGCCCUAUACAUCUGAUUAAGUUUCAUUUAUUAUCGAAAUCAUAUACAACGUUGCUGCAUUUACUAUUACUGCUAUCGAACAUACAUCCGAGUAUUGCAAAACUUAUUCUUGGGCAUGAAUCACUCACUGUAGAUGGUACAUUUUUAUUUUUUCUUGUUGUACAGAUCAUAUAUCUCUCAUUUAUGCUUGUGUUAGUUAAUUAUCAUUGCUGCUUACUAUGAAAGGUGCA